AACAAAAGGCAACCCACCCGAGUCUGAAAGCAUAUAUACACUUUCAGAACAAGCAGGGGCUGGGGGAAGGGGGAAGAAGAAAACCCAGAAUCAAAUCAAAAGGUAAAAAAGUAGAAGUAUACGCAGAAGAGGUGGUUCAAGUUCAAUGGCUGAGAAGAAGGAAAUGAUUCCCAAACAAUAUGACAUCGAUGCCAAAUGGGACGCCUGCAUUGAUCUCACCGUCCGUCGCUUCGUCUACUCCGCAUCUGCCGGUGCAUUUGGCGGUCUCCUAUUUUUUAGGAGUCCUGUUACUCGAUGGGCAUCUAUUGCUUUUGGCGCUGGAGUUGGAAUUGGAUCUGCAUAUGCAGAAUGUUCUCGUCUGUUUGAUGGACCUCCAACAAAUUUACCCCUACCUAAGGUCUCUGAAACUGCUACUCAGAAUGUGCCGGAUUCUGAGUAGAAGCUACAACGGAUCCUGGUUCCUGGUUCCUGGACAGUGGUGAAUCAGAAUUUUCUUUUGAUUGUUGAUGGUUCCAUACAGCAUUAUUGCUCUUCAAAAUGUUGCACUACCAUAAUUUCGUAAAUGAACAUGACGUAUAUUUUAUUCCCAAGCUUUUACGCUUUUGAUCUCCUGUGAUCUUACGCAAUGUUUAUGUUGAGAAGGAUUGGAAAAGCCAAGGAACCUUUCUUCAGUUGCGAUUUUGUAUUCGCUCUACUUUGAAUCCGAUUUAAGUAUAUUCUAAAAUCGGAUUGGUGAGUUAACUGACAAUUUUCAGGCAA
Messenger RNA from Glycine soja, 759 nucleotides. Its product is annotated as MICOS complex subunit Mic10-like. The transcript has 3 exons. Gene Ontology annotation, cellular component: MICOS complex; mitochondrion; mitochondrial inner membrane. Bases 146 to 439 code for a protein of 97 amino acids. The record is from RefSeq and is a predicted model, not a curated record. NCBI's taxonomy places the organism in Eukaryota, Viridiplantae, Streptophyta, Magnoliopsida, Fabales, Fabaceae.